AUGGAGCUGAAGUUACCCUCAGACAAGAUCAAGAAGAUCAAGUCCGAGGCGAAAAGUCUACUGCAAGCAGAUGCCUUGACGGCGUUGGCAGUUUCCAGAUUUCUGGGCAAACUGAACCAUGCGGCCCAAGCAAUCGCUGCGGCACCAUUGUUUUACAGACACCUGCAGAGGUGUCUACAAGUGUCUCUCGAGGAGGGGAAUCAAGAGUACUCCCAUCCUUGCCAUCUGUCACCAGAUGCCAGAGAGGAACUGACAUGGUGGACGGAUCACCUGUCUCACAAGAACGGGAAACAACUCCUGUUGGCGAAGCCGGACAUGGUGAUAGAGACAGAUGCAUCCACAAUAGGCUGGGGAGCAUCUUUCAACAAUGUUCGAACAGGCGGACCAUGGUCCCCACAGGAACGACACAUGCACAUCAACUGCCUGGAAUUACUGGCGGCAUCCCUUGCGAUCAAGAGCUAUGCCAAGGAUGCUACAGAUGUUGUGAUCCAUCUAAAGAUGGACAACACGACUGCCCUGACUUACAUCAACAAACUGGGAGGAACCGUAUCACCGGAACUCAACCGGUUGACGAAAGAGCUCUGGGUGUGGUGCUUUCAGAGGAAUAUCACUCUCAAAGCCUCUCAUCUCGCGGGUUCGUUGAAUGUGAUUGCCGACGAGGAAUCCCGAGUGAUGAAAGACAGAUCGGACUGGAUGCUAUGCCCGAAAAUCUUUCAAAGGAUAAACUCGAGAUUCGGCCCACUGGAUGUGGACCUCUUUGCCUCUCGACUGUCCCAUCAACUCCCACAGUAUGUGAGUUGGAGACCCGACCCAGUAGCAAUAGCCACAGAUGCCUUCACAAUGAACUGGAAAGUUUCGAACGGCUAUGCCAACCCACCUUGGAACUUGAUAGGCAAAGUCCUGCAACAAGUCCAACAACAGAAUGCAGAGAUUGUGCUUGUGGCACCGGACUACGAAAGUAGGACCUUGGCGAAUCGAGCUGAUGAUGAAAAGCAAGCUCAACUCCUGAUUGCUACAAUACAACCCUACAAAGCGGUGUCAUCAUCGACCGUAGCCAGAUGGAUUAAAACAGUUCUGGCGAAGGCCGGAAUCGAUACGGAUAUCUUCAAAGCGCACUCGGUGCGAAGUGCUGCAACUUCAGCUGCAGCAGACGCUGGGGUCACAACGACCGAUAUCCUCUCUGCAGCAGAUUGGAGCAGUGAGAGUAUCUUCCAAAAGUUCUACUACAAGCCUCAGAAGAACAACAUCUUCGGGAAGGCUGUCCUGUCUACCAAGCUGUCGACCACUGACAAGCUACAAAAUCACGUUGAUAUGGAGACAGAGCAUUCUGAAAUAUAA
Molecule: messenger RNA, 1338 nt
Organism: Sycon ciliatum
Lineage: Eukaryota; Metazoa; Porifera; Calcarea; Leucosolenida; Sycettidae
Exons: 2
Coding region: 1-1338 (445 amino acids)
Biological process (GO): DNA integration; DNA recombination
Molecular function (GO): DNA binding
Source: RefSeq, a predicted model, not a curated record